UCUCAUGCAUUUUGUAAUUAUUUGUUGACAUCACCUAUAAAAUGGAUUAUCAUUAUUGCCCCAGAUCUGCAUCUCAUCCUUGUGAUUCACAGGAGACAUGUCCACAACUAAGGCCUGGAACAGCUCUUCAGUGACCACAUUCAUUCUGCUGGGAUUUGCAGACCAUCCAGAGCUCCAGGUCCUCCUCUUUGUCACCUUCCUGGGCAUCUAUCUUGUGACCCUGGCCUGGAACCUGGCCCUCAUCUUUCUGAUCAGAAGUGAUACCCAUCUGCACAUACCCAUGUACUUCUUCCUCAGCAACUUGUCCUUCAUUGACAUCUGCUACUCUUCUGCUGUAGCUCCCAAGAUGCUUGUGGGCUUUUUCCAAGAGCUGAAGACCAUAUCAUUCUUGGGCUGUGCUGCUCAGUUUUUUUUUGUUGGUAUGGGUCUAACUGAGUGCUUCCUCCUGAGUGCUAUGGCAUAUGACCGAUAUAUAGCCAUCUCCAGGCCCCUGCUCUACACUGUCAUCAUGUCCGAGGGCCUCUGUACACGCAUGGUGGUUGGGGCGUACAUCGGUGGCUUCCUGAGCUCCCUGAUCCAGGCCAGCUCUAUAUUUCGGCUCCACUUCUGUGGACCCAACAUCAUCAACCAUUUCUUCUGUGACCUCCCACCUGUCCUGGCACUUUCUUGCUCUGACACCUUCCCCAGUCAGCUGGUGAAUUUCCUUGUGGUGGUCACUGUGGGGGGGACAUCAUUCCUCAUCCUCCUCCUCUCCUACAGUUACAUAGUGGCUGCUGUCUUGAAGAUCCAUUCAGGUGAAGGUCGAAGGAAAGCCUUCAACACAUGUGCCUCGCACCUGAUGGUGGUGACUCUGUUGUUUGGGACAGCCCUUUUCAUGUACCUGCGGCCCAGCUCCCGCUACACACUUGGCAGGGACAAGGUGGUGUCUGUGUUCUAUUCGCUGGUGAUCCCCAUGCUGAACCCUCUCAUCUACAGUUUGAGGAACAAAGAGAUCAAAGAUGCCUUGUGGAAAGUGUUGGAAAAGAAGAAAGUGUUUUCUUAGUUCAUGACUGAAAACAUACUGCUCCAAAGUACUGUAGCUGGAAGUGAUCCACCUCCAACUCUGGCUUAGGCAAUGGGGAUAUAUUGCGUGCAUAUUUGAAAAUGGGGUUCCUCCCUGCUGAUUCCUCACCUUGUUUUUCAUGGUCAUGUGUCUACUGACCCCACCACGGACAGUCAUAAGGGGGAAGAAACUAUUUUUAAAAAAAUCUUUUCAGGGUAGCCAAUUCUCACAAUUGGUAUUAUAACAACUACCUUUUAUUGAGUGCUUAAUAUGUACCAAGCACAAAAGUUAUUUAAUUAAAUACUCAUUGCAGUGCUACAAUGCAUAUAGCAUUAUCCUUAUGUUAUGAGGAAACAAGGCCCCCACAAGGAACAGUGAUUUGCCAGGGUCACACAGGAAGUAAGGAGCAGAACCCCCAUUCAGACCCAGGUCUUCCUGACUCCAGAGCCCUUGCUCAGUCCAAACUCUGCCUUCUGUGUACAACAACAAACAUCCCUGCAUGUGCAGAACUCUUAUCACUUGCAUCUGACAGAGUUCAAAAAGAUACGCUCUAUACAUAGUUGAGCUGAGUUACAAAACAAGAUGCCAACUCCACUAAACACUCUCUCCAAGAUGUUCCUGUUGGACUCCCAUGAGGGCUACUCAAUAAUUUGCCAAGCAAACACUGGAGGACAUUACCCUUUGCUGCCAUUUCUAUCUCAGCUACAUAGGAGAAUGGAAAAUUUGAGUCCAAUGGUAUCACCUCAAUAUUCUUCUCUAAUCAAACACAGUCACCUAAACUACCUACUCAGUCAGAAUCUCCUUGAUUUCAACCACAUCAGUCCUUCACCAGUUCAGCACUGGACACCAUUUCUCAGCUCCAUGUCCCUUUUGAUCAGCACACCCUGAGUUCCUCUUGCUCUCAUCUACCUGAACCCAAUGCUCCUAUAAAGUCUUUGUUUCUGUACUUGAAUGGAUUAGCCCCGGCAGCCCCACAUUCACUAUUAUUUGCCAUCACCUCAGGGAGGUAUACCUCAAGCUGUCACCUCCAAGUCAGCACUCCUUCACAGUGAACACUUGCAGUGGGUUGUCCAGCCCCAUUGCUGCUGGUGCAUCCCUCUCUCACUCCUUUAUGGCUCUGUCCUCCCCCCAAGCACAUUCACUCUCCCAUUAGUGUAAGUCUGUUGAAUAUGCAAGAGUGAAGUGGCCCUGAGGCUUCUUCAACCUCCUUCUUUCUAACCGUAGAAAACAGAAAAAAGAGACCACUGUUUCACAAGUCUACUCUUCACAGAAAA
Messenger RNA from Phyllostomus discolor (pale spear-nosed bat), 2316 nucleotides. Its product is annotated as olfactory receptor 5A1. Gene Ontology annotation, biological process: G protein-coupled receptor signaling pathway; sensory perception of smell. NCBI's taxonomy places the organism in Eukaryota, Metazoa, Chordata, Mammalia, Chiroptera, Phyllostomidae. Gene Ontology annotation, cellular component: membrane. The record is from RefSeq and is a predicted model, not a curated record. Gene Ontology annotation, molecular function: olfactory receptor activity; G protein-coupled receptor activity; odorant binding.